AAAAUUUCCAUUUCUUCUUCCUUCAAACCCCUUCCUUCUCGGAACUAUUCCAUGGUAAUUUCCUCAUUUCUUUCUUCCCAAUAAUUAUAAAUCAUAUGGCCGCAGAAGAAAGUGGUCACAAAGUUCCUCCAGUUUUCAGCCACCAGUUUUUCUCCCGAUCCAAUUCAGAAAAUUCCAGACUCUUUUUCAUCCCCAACAACAAAAACCCAUCUCUUCAAUUUCUUCUACUUUUGCGGGUCAUCUUUCACUAUUUGGUCAACACUGCCCACCUAUAUAUAUAAAUUUCUCUAUUGGGUUUUCUUUUCAACCAAAUCAGAUUUCUGUUUUGUCCCCCUUUUUUCUCUUUUUCCAUCUGAUUUACUGUUUGUACAUCAAAGUCUCGGAUCGUGAUGGCUACAACUGGUAAUAACAUUGACAGUAGCAAGGUGAAGAUCGUCCAUGGCGAUGGUGGUUACGUUCUUGAAGAUGUUCCUCAUUUCUCUGACUAUAUUUCCGAUCUCCCUACGUAUGCUAAUCCAUUGCAAGAUAAUCCUGCAUACUCUGUAGUCAAGCAGUAUUUUGUACAUGUUGAUGAUUCCGUUCCUCAGAAGGUUGUUGUUCACAAAAGUAGUCCAAGAGGAAUACAUUUUAGGCGUGCUGGACCCCGCCAACGAGUAUACUUUCAGGCGGAUGAGGUUCAUGCCUGCAUUGUGACAUGUGGCGGUCUUUGCCCCGGACUCAAUACUGUGAUCAGGGAGCUAGUAUGUGGUUUAUACAAUAUGUAUGGUGUCAAGAAGGUUCUUGGAAUCGAAGGUGGAUACAGAGGUUUCUAUUCUAAGAAUACCAUCCAUUUGACUCCAAAGUUCGUGAAUGAUAUCCAUAAACGUGGUGGAACUGUCAUUGGGACCUCACGAGGUGGUCAUGAUACCUCAAAGAUAGUUGACAGUAUUCAAGAUCGUGGCAUCAAUCAGGUUUAUAUAAUUGGUGGAGAUGGAACUCAGAAAGGAGCAGCUGCUAUAUAUGAGGAAGUCAGAAGGAGAGGACUCAAAGUUUCAGUUGUUGGGAUCCCGAAAACCAUCGAUAAUGACAUCCCGGUCAUUGACAAAUCAUUUGGCUUUGACACUGCUGUUGAAGAGGCUCAGCGGGCUAUAAAUGCAGCCCAUGUUGAAGCUGAAAGUAUGGAGAAUGGUAUAGGGCUUGUGAAGUUGAUGGGUCGCUAUUGUGGGUUCAUAGCGAUGUAUGCAACUCUUGCAAGCAGGGACGUAGACUGUUGUUUAAUUCCAGAGUCACCCUUCUAUCUCGAAGGUCCCGGUGGACUUUAUGAAUACAUAGCAAGAUGUCUCAAAGACAACGGCCACAUGGUCAUUGUCAUUGCAGAAGGAGCUGGACAGGAGCUGCUUUCUGGAAGCUUCGGUUCUGAUAAGCAGGAUGCUUCUGGAAAUAAGCUUCUUCAAGAUAUUGGGCUAUGGCUAUCUCAGAGAAUCAAGGAUCAUUUUUCUAAAGAACAUAAGAUGACCAUAAACCUCAAAUAUAUUGAUCCAACAUAUAUGAUCCGAGCUAUUCCAAGUAAUGCCUCAGAUAAUGUUUACUGCACUCUUCUUGCUCAAAGUGCUGUACAUGGAGCAAUGGCUGGCUACACUGGCUACACGAGCGGACUCGUUAACGGAAGACAGACAUACAUUCCCUUCUACCGAAUCAUAGAUAAACAGAACAAGGUUGUGAUAACUGACAGAAUGUGGGCAAGGCUUCUAUCAUCAACGAACCAACCAAGCUUUUUAACUGCGAAAGACGUAUCGGAGGAGAAGAAAGAGGAAGAGACAGUAACCCAGAUGAACCAGUUGAGCCAGUUGAGCAAUAACACCGAGGACGAAACGGUGAGCAAUCCUAGUGUAAAGUAGUUGUUGAACUCAAUUGUGUGAAGAAUUUGAAAGAUGGGUGUGUUGUAAGUUAAGUUAAGUUAAGUUAAGCUAAGGCUGUUAUUUUUGGGCCUUUCAGUUCUUCUCUCUAGCAAUUGCUGAAGUCCUAAACCACUUGUGAAGAAGCUGUUCUUUAUGGAGUUCUUUAUUUAUCACUCAGUUUGUUUGUAGGCUAAUUAUAGAGUGGAAUUAUAUAAUCCAUAUCCAAGAAAUGGAUCCUCCCAUGUUCUUGGAUUUUUAGGAAAAAAUAAUAGAUCUUUCUCUAAUCUUGAAUAUAAAUGUCAUCAAAUAGUGAAUGAGGUCAUCCUUUGGUCUUUGGAUGAAAUGAAUCACCGUUGUAUGCAAUUUUGUUUUUCUUCUCAAUAAAAUAUCUCAUUUUUGCCAUUAAA
Messenger RNA from Cucumis melo (muskmelon), 2284 nucleotides. Its product is annotated as ATP-dependent 6-phosphofructokinase 7-like. Bases 390 to 1877 code for a protein of 495 amino acids. The transcript has 13 exons. Gene Ontology annotation, biological process: fructose 6-phosphate metabolic process; glycolytic process. Gene Ontology annotation, cellular component: cytoplasm. The record is from RefSeq and is a predicted model, not a curated record. Gene Ontology annotation, molecular function: ATP binding; 6-phosphofructokinase activity. Lineage: Eukaryota; Viridiplantae; Streptophyta; Magnoliopsida; Cucurbitales; Cucurbitaceae.